Messenger RNA from Triticum urartu, 7537 nucleotides. Lineage: Eukaryota; Viridiplantae; Streptophyta; Magnoliopsida; Poales; Poaceae. The record is from RefSeq and is a predicted model, not a curated record.
CCCGCGCGCCCGCCGGCGCGGCCUCCACGUCAGGUUCUAGUGAUGGUCACUUCAGUUGUAAGGGUUCAACAUAUGCUGCCAUACUGAUUGGGCAAGCAGCUGUUGUUCUUGGCCUAAGCAGCAACUCUGUAUUGGCUCAGGAUGAUUUGGUUGCUCCAGCAGCUACAAGUGAGCAAGCUGAUGUAAAUGUUACUGGCCUGCGUCGCAUUGAAGAUGGUUCAGUGAUCUCAAAUGAACACACGAUCAAAUGGAGAAUGUGCACUGAUAAAGCACGAGAGUUUUUCAUGGAAGGAAAACUAGAUGAAGCAGAGAAGUUAUUCAAGGCAGCCUUACAAGAAGCUAAAGAAGGAUUUGGACUCAGAGAUCCACAUGCUGCAUCAGCUCUGAACAACUUGGCAGAGUUUUAUAGGCUAAGGAAAGAGUAUGAGAAAGCUGAGCCGUUAUAUCUGGAAGCGAUUGAAAUCUUGGAGCAAUCAUUUGGACCUGAUGAUAUACGGGUUGGAGCAGCUUUCCGUAAUCUUGGGCAAUACUAUUAUAUCCAACGCAGGUUUGAUCAAGCUCAGACAUGUUUUGAGGUACCUGUUUUUACCUCAUGAUUUUUUUCGAGUUAAUGUCUUAUGUUUUUUGUAAUUGUAUUAUCUUGUAAUGUUUGACAAGCUUUUAAUUGAAAUGUCAUCUAGGCAAUAAUUCUAAGGAAUGAAUAUACAUUUUCUGUUGCUACCUUAACAUGUACUCCCUCCGUUCCUAAAUAUAAAUCUUUUUAGACAUUUCAAAUGGAAUACAACAUACAGAUGUAUGUAGACAUAUUUUAAAGUGUAGAUUCACUCAUUUUGCUUCGUAUGUAGUCACUUGUUGGAAUUUCUAGAAAGACUUAUAUUUAGGAAUGGAGGAAGUAGUUCUUUAAUCUUGCUGGACACAAUGAUGGCCAUAUUUCAAUAAUCUUUGGAAACCUCAAUAGUGCGCAACAUCACAUUGGAAUAGCCAGGAAAAUCAAAUAUAGUGUUGUAUGUGUGGCCCAUCACUUUUGGCCCAUGACCUAGACAAUGAGAGGCUCAAAGUUGUCUGCCUCUCUUCGGUCUACAUGGUAUCAGAGGCUAGGGCCCUGGAGAUGGCAGCGUCGUCAGCGAGGCUCAUCUUUCUCCCUCUCGCGGCAGAGCAACGUGGUGGCCUGGAGCUGUGCGGCGGCUGCAGCAAAGGGCAGCGCGCUGGCGUGUUAUGGGAUGGCGCGGAUCGACUGGUGGUUGGGCGGCGCACAGGUGGUGGAGUGUUAGCGGGAGGCACUGCCGGAGUUGUUGCUGUUGUUGAGGUUGGUGUUGUUGGAACUGAUGGCUUAACUUGGCGCUGACGCACGUAGAAGAGGUUCUCAUAGCUAAAGUGAGUGAUCCUGGUGGUGGUGUGGCUGCUGAUUGCAGAGGAAGGAGGCAACACUGGAGGUGGUACAACUAGGAGAAGAAGAGAUGGAGGCUGUCAUGGGGUCUGAACUGGCCACUGCUCUUGAGAAACUGACGUAGCUCAUGACUGCGAAAAUUGUUGAGGGGUCAUCUCCAACACCGAUGCAGAAGGUGGUGCACUUGUCGUGUUCCAAGCAGAUCGGGUUUUGAAGCUUGAGCUCAUGCCAAAUGACGUGAAUUUGAAUGGCAGGAGCAGCUGCCUAAGCUGGUCGAGGUGGGCCCUGUUGAUAUUGAAGCCAAAGGAUCUGAUGGGAUAUGUUCUUCGGACGGUUGAAGAACAUGCUAACAAGGAAAGCUCGGGAUGGAAGAAGUGGAGUGAUAUUGACUACCUGAUACUAGCAUGGAUGUUGAACUCCUUGAUUGUAAUGCUCCCAAGGCGGAGGUAGGUGUUGGUAGUAGCAAUGGAGGUGGUCGAAAUGGGAGAUGUUGUCAGAAUCAGGGUGGUGGUUCUUCAAAUGCUCCUUAUUGGAAUGCUCCCAAGGUGAGGCAUAGGGGAUUGCGUUACAUGGACCACAACAGGACGGAGCAGGAGGGAAUGCACAUGGUAGCUGCAGUCGUUGAGGAUAUGGAGAUUACAGCCCUAAUCCAGGAUGGGACAUGCUCCCAAGGCGAGGCGUAGGGGGCUGUGGUACAUGGACCGCAACAGGACAGACCAUGAGGGAAUGCACAUGCUAGCUGCAGUUGUCGAGGAUAAGGAAGUUAGAGCCCUAAUCUAGGAUGGGACAUGUGUCUUUUGACAAAAUGUAUCAAAUAUUUCCUGAUGUAUUGAAUGGUGUGGACAAGAGCAAGUUGAACCGUGGCUCAGGCAUUGAUGUUCACCAUUAUGUGCCCAAGUUUCUGUGUAGUGAAGCUGUCAUGAUGGCCACCUUCUUGAUCAUCGCACGCCAUCCCGGUUGAAAGGUAUGAAAUUGUUGUGAGUUAAGUUUCACAGAAAAUAAAUUUCUAAUUCCUCCCAAGGUGUUUGGUUGCACUUGUUUUGUUCGUGAUCAUAGGCCAUCAACAAAUUGGAUCCUCAAGAGUCAAGUGUAUCUUUAUUGGGUAUUCUUCAGGACAAAGGGGGUACAAAUGCUAGAAUCUAUAUGAGAGGAUGACAUUUGUGAGCAUUGAUGUUACAUUCCGUGUGUCAAAACCUUCUUAUGGUGAGAAAAAUGAUCUAAGCAUCAUGUCCGAAGGCCAUGACCAAUCUCGGGUUGGUGAAAUUGGUCAAGUGGGGGAUAGUAGUGGCACAUUAACUCAUGUGGCUCCUGUGACACAAGCAUCGACCUACACUAGUGAUGCGCAGGUUGGUGCAUCGGCUCAAGUUGGUAGCGUGCCUGGCAGUGUGCUGAGGUGGACAGCAGAGCAAGCGAAGCAGCUCAAGGUAUAUUCAUGGAAGAGUGGUAAUGUGUUGCACAUUAGGGGGAGCAACUAGAUCAGCCACUGAUGGAACAAUAGGGUAGUACUAAUGUGAUUUCCAUCUCCUCUGAUGGGGACCAGGCUGAAGGGUCAGUGGCUACCGAAGGGUCAAUUGAUGGGCCGAUUUCUUUGGGGAGAAGUACUCGAGCAAGAACAAGGGUACCAGAUAAUCGGUAUGGGUUCGAUGCCAAUGAUAUUGGAAAUUAAGUUCUGUAUGAGGCAUUAUCUCCAACCUACAAAGCAUUUGUUGCUUCUCUUUAGUCUAAACUAUAGAGCAUUUGUUGCUUUUCUUCAGUUUGUGUCAAUUCCGACUUAUAUGAAGGCAAACGGGUGACUUAAAAUGACAUAUGGCCUUGGUGGAGGAGCUGGAGGCUCGAGGCUCUGUGUAAGAGCAAGACAUGGGCAGUAACACCUCCAAACAGGAAAGAAUGCAAUCAACUGCAAGUGGGUAUACACCUGUGAAGCAGAAUGUAGAAGGAAAGAUUGGAAGGUACAAAGCAAGGCUUGUGGCGAGUAUAACCAGGCCAAUGACGGUAAAUUGGUGGACUAAACCAAAGAAAGACCGUCUCUUUGAUGACGUGGUCAUUGGGAUACAAUACAACAACAAAGAUGAUGAAGAAUAUGACCUACUCAAGGGGUCAAGUACUCGAUCGUAACUAAAUCAUCUUGAUGCACUCGUAGCAUGAGCACAUAGGGCAAGAUGAAAAGAAGGAUAAACAAACGAGAUCGUCAACUUUAGCAUGGCAUGCUUCCAUCAGUGCUUCAAAACAUUUGCUAUUCUUAUCUCUAGAAGGGUGCUUCUACUUUUGUAGUGUUUCUAGCAAAAGAGGACAAAACUCUACCUUGAAAAUGUAUAACUCCGGUAUCGCGUUGCGGGUGAAAAGGGCCUGAAUAUUUCCUAGCAGCCAACACCCCACUAACUCACACGUCAUUCUUGCAUCUCACGGCCCGAGAAACGGCAAAAAGCAAAAGGUGUGGACAUUGUAUUUUUUUUCCAUACAGAGAAACUGACCGUCUUUGAAGGUGAACAUUGUGGGGCACUACUGUCAGCAGAACAUUUCCUAGUGUGCAAGUGAAUUUGAAGGUGGUAAAAAGGCAGCAAAGUGUUCCAGCAGCUAGCCAUGAUGCUUGCCCCAUCGCCGAUGCAGAGAAACCUCUCAGCAAGCACUGGAGCUCACCAUUUCCACCACAUCAACGCCUCUGAUCUCCCCUGUGGUUCCCUUUCCCGAGAAGCAACUUAUCUUGGUUGUUGGAUCGACGUACAUAUAGCCAUGGGCACGCAAGGCCGAACAUCUAUUUCUUCACCUGCCUUUCCUCCCACCUGGGCAUGACGACCUUCUCCAUGUAGGUGUUCGACGAUGAGGUUGCCCCGUCCACGCUCAGCAGCAUCGCACCUAUCUUGCGCGUAACCACUGAAUCGAGCCCGAAUGCCCCCAAAGUCUCUUAACUCUGUACGUGCAUUCGUUUUCGCAGGCAUACAUAUGGUGCAUUUUGCAUGUUGUUUUGAUGCGUUUGGGUUUGGAUUUUGUGCUAGAUCGAGUGCUCCCGGUGAAUUUUUUUGGUGUCGGAUCAAUGCCGCGUAGGCUGUGGAAUUUUUUUGUCUUCACACAUUUAAAAUUAUUUGUUCUGAGAUUUGGGGGGGGGGCAUGCAUGCCUCGAUUCGUGUUCUUCUAGGAUGUUUUUUGCUUUUGAUUCACAAUCAUAUGGGUCUAUGAGAAAAAUAGUUUGUGUGAUUUCCUGGAGGAAGUUUCUGGGUUGUCUUAUUUUUUUUUUGCUUUGAAGAGCUAAUUUUAGAGUAUGUUCGUAGUUUACACAUUAGAUUUUGCUUCGCGAUUAGCCAUACAUAUUACUUGUUCAUUUCAGUUGUGUUUAACACUUGAAGGAGCAGUUAGAUGUACUAGAUAGUGGUAUUUCCGAUACUUUGCUUGUUUUGUUGAAAUCAUAUUGCAAUCAUAUAGUUAUGGCCAAUUGGUUUCGCUAGAGUAGUUUUAGAUAUCUCAAAUGGGCACUCAAAUAAUUGGUUUCUAGUUUCUACUAGACCCUACAAAGUAAAUGGAAGUUUUUGCGUUUUGCUCGUUUUAUUUUUAGAUUACUUUUUUGCUAUGAACAUAGGUAGGUAUGACGCAUUGAAGAAGGCACACCGGCUGGAUCACAAUUCUGUUGGUCACGGAGUCAGCAGUUUAAGAUUGCUUUGCUCCAAUGACUUGAGAAGGCGAGAUGCAAUCUCCAUGGCUCUAUGUAUUUUGCAUACUCUAGCGUAUGUGGUGUUUCCUUCAUUUCGGUUCGUUUCCUGAAUAAAAGGAUAUGUGGUGGAUUUCUCUCAAUCAAUAAGCAACUAGAACUUAGCACAUGUACAUAUAAAAUAAAAAGGAGCAAAGGAUGCAUCAUAUCAUCUGGAGUAACAUAAUUGUGGCAUUACACUACUUCUGGAGUAACAUAAUUAAUAAAUUCAGCUUGCAUACUUGCUUCAUGACAUCUCCUAACAAAUACCAAUUGAAUCACCUUGGGCAUCGGCUAAUUAUCUAUCAUCUUAUCACACAAUUACAAUUUUAUUGAAUUGAAAUCAAAUGAAUUGAGGAGUCAUAAAACAUCAUCCAAGCUCCAAAUACAAGCUACAAGUAGGCAAACACCAUCCAAUUCAACCGCAUUUUUUAUGAGCAUUUUAAUCACUCAUACAUUGAGAUAUCAAUCAAGCUACUAGUUCUCUUGUAUUGGCUUGUUUUCCAUCAGUGUAAAUUGAAUUCUGAGACCUAUAGCCAAUCAAAGCGAUACACUUAUCCACUUAGCAAUUUGUUAAAGCUUUAUCAAGCAAGUAAUGAAGCUACUAGCUACAUACAUUGGUUUUACAACAAGGUGAAAAUUGCAAGCCAUGCAAGGUAAAUAAAGGCACAAGCAAGCCAAAAACAGCAAGCAACUAGAAAUGAACUAAAAUGAAUGAAACUAAUGAAGGAAACACCAUAUACGCAAGAGCAUGCAAAAUACAUGGAGCCAUAGAGAUUUUGUCUCACCAUAUCAAGUCAUUGGAGCAGAGCCGUCUUGAACCGCUUGACUCUGCGACCGAUAGAAUUCUAAUCCAGCCGGUGUGCCUUCUUGAAUGCGUAAAACCAACAUAUGUUCGCUGCAAAAAAAAUUAAAAAUAAAGUGAAUAAAACGCUAGAAACUUUAAUUCCUUUGCAGGAUGCAGUAAAAACUAGAAACCAAUUAUCCGAGUCCCCAUUUAAGAUACGUGAAAUUAUUCAAGCCAAUUCAUUGACCAUAACUAUUCGAUUGCAGCAUAAUUUCAACAAAACAAGGAAAGUAUCGGAAAUACCACUAUUUAGUACACCUAUUCUGCCCCCUCAAAUGUUAAACGCAAAGGUGCUCUGAAAUGAACAAGUAAUACGUGUGGAUGAUCGCCAAAUGUAAAAUCUAAUGCGAACGCUUACGAACGUAGGAGGAAGCUAGCCGAGCCUAGGAGGAUUCGCUUAGGUAGCUGGAACGUAGGUCUUUGACAGGGAAGCUUCGGGAGCUAGUUGAUGCAACGGUGAGGAGGUUGAUAUCCUUUGCGUCCAAGAAACCAAAUGGACGGGUCAAAAGGCGAAGGAGGUGGAGGAUAUAGGCUUCAAGCUGUGGUACACGGGGACGGCUGCAAAUAGAAAUGGCGUAGGCAUCUUGAUCAACAAGAGCCUCAAGGAUGGAGUGGUAGACGUCAGGAGAUGUGGCGACCGGAUUAUCCUGGUCAAGCUGGAUGAUGAGGUCACAAGGGAUAUACAAGGAGAUAUCCCAUUGUGUAUGCUCUUUGCGGAUGAUGUGGUGCUAGUUGAGAUAGUCGGACGGGGUAAAUAGGAAGUUGAGUUAUGGAGACAAACCUUGGAAUCGAAAGGGUUUAGGCUUAGUAGAACUAAAACCGAGUACAUGAUGUGCGGACAAACCUUGGAAUCGAAAGGGUUUAGGCUUAGUAGAACUAAAACCGAGUACAUGAUGUGCGUUUAGUACUACUAGGCGUGAGGAGGAGGUUAGCCUUGAUGGGCAUGUGGUGCCUCAGAAGGACACCUUUCGAUAUUUGGCGUCAAUGCUGCAGAAGGAUGGGGGUAUUGAUGAAGAUGUGAACCAUCGAAUCAAAGCUGGAUGGAUGAAGUGGCGCGAAGCUUCUGGCAUUCUCUAUGACGAGAGUGCCACAAAAGCUAAAAGUCAAGUUCUACAGGACGACGGUUCGACCCGUAAUGUUGUAUGGCGCUGAGUGUUGGCCGACUAAAAGGCGACAUGUUCAACAGUUAUGUGUGGCGGAGAUGCGUAUGUUGAGAUGGACGUGUGGCUACACGAGGAAGGAUCGAGUCCGGAAUGAUGAUAUACGAGAUCGAGUUGGGGUAGCACCAGUUGAAGAGAAGCUUGUUCAACAUUGUCUGAGAUGGUUUGGGCAUAUUCAGUGCCGGCCUCCAGAAGCUCCAGUGCAUAGUGGACGGCUAAAGCGUGCGGAGAAUGUCAAGAAAGGUCGGGGUAGACCGAAUUUGACAUGGGAGGAAUCCGUAAAGAGAGAUAUGAAGGAUUGGAGUAUCACCAAAAAACUAGCUAUGGACAGGGUGCGUGGAAGCUUGCUAGCCAUGUGCCCGAACCGUGAGUUGAUCGCGAGAUCUUAUGGGUUUCACCUCUAGCCUACCCCAGCUUGUUUGGGACUAAGGCCCUGUUUGUUUGGGCUUUUGCUUCUGCUUUUG